AGCUCAGAUCUCAGUCAAGACAACAACGCAACUCAAUCAAUCUGGCAUUCCUUCCCCUCCCAAAUACCCCUGCGACUCUGCGCCCGGGGCUCCACCUCUUUAUCUGGGGAACCAAUAACUAUGGUCAACUUGGCCUUGGAGAAAAUACUACCGAAUAUCCAAGACCAAAAAGACAUAUCUGGGCAGAGAGAAAGAUGUCGGAAGGUGCUUUCGGGCUUGAACCAGGUGCCGGGAUAGUCAGCAUUGCUGCAGGAGGAAUGCAUACCCUACUUCUUGAUGAGAAGGGAACGAUUUGGUCAGCUGGUGUGAAUGAUGAUGCAGCUCUUGGACGAAUUACAGAAGGCGUACAAAACCCCGAACAUCCAGGGUCUUAUCUGGAUAAGGAUGAAUUGUCAUCCAACUUUCAUCCAGUACAGGCGCUUAUAGAUGAAGGUUUCCGUGCAGUGCGAGUCGUCGCCGGAGAUAAUGUCAGUGCUGCAGUUAGUGAUCGAGGGGAGCUUCGAAUAUGGGGAACGUUCCGCGAUCACGAAGGCCAAAAUCUCUUCGCGAAUAAGACGUCCCGUCAAUUCCUUCCCGUUCCAAUCUUAAACUUCACUCGGAAAGUCGCAGGAGUGAUCGAAAAAGUCACCUCCAUCGCAUGCGGCGAUAACCACAUCGUAGUCCUAACAACUCAUGGCAAUGUCUACACCUGGGGUAUGAGUGAAGAUGGUCGACUUGGCCGUCGAGUUCUUGCUAGACAUAAAGUCGACGCUACCGUACCUCAAAAGGUCGUUCUGGGACGCCGUAAUCGCAAGGCUGUAUACGUGAGCGCUGGACAAAACACGUCCUUUGCUAUAGACACUACCGGCGGAGUUUGGUCAUGGGGAUUGAAUAGUAUGGGUCAUACAGGGACUGGAGAGCCGCUGAAAGAGCGCGACCUGAGUGUUGAUCAGCCUGCGAAGGUUAUCAGCUUGAACUUUGAAGAAUUGGGACAGUUAGAUCGUGUGGUUUCAAUAGCGGGAGGGGAACACCAUACACUGUUCCUCACAUCCCAAGGAAAAGUAUAUGCAUGUGGACGAUGUGAUGAUGGUCAACUGGGACUUGCCGACGAUCACGAAGCAUUGAGAGGAGAGGAUGGUUGUCAUGGAAGAGGAUUUGUCACAGAGCCUGUUCUUGUCGACUUUCCUGAUGGAUCCGUCAAUGAUCCAAUUGUUCAUAUUGCUGCAGGACCUCGAUAUAACAUGGCCACAACUCAAGAUGGUGUACUAUUUUCCUGGGGGUUUGGGCCUCAAGGAGAGCUUGGUCUGGGUAACGGAAUGGAGCCUGAGUUUGUGCCGAAGAUGGUAACCCGCCGUGAAGGUUCGUGGUCAGUGAAACAUGUUUCUUGUGGGGGUCAGCAUGUCAUAGGAUUGUUUCAAAAACGAAAUUGAGCAAUUGCUGAUUCCUCCUCUCCUCGUUCAUGAAAGUGUUGACCAGGUGGGUAGCGUGUGGAGGAGAAUUUUGAGUGUGGCCAAAAUGCAAUUCUAUUACGUG
Lentinula edodes (shiitake mushroom) is the source of this 1512-nucleotide messenger RNA. Its product is annotated as RCC1/BLIP-II. Bases 195 to 1409 code for a protein of 404 amino acids. The transcript is spliced from 3 exons. The record is from RefSeq and is a predicted model, not a curated record. NCBI's taxonomy places the organism in Eukaryota, Fungi, Basidiomycota, Agaricomycetes, Agaricales, Omphalotaceae.